Molecule: messenger RNA, 1158 nt
Organism: Zea mays
Lineage: Eukaryota; Viridiplantae; Streptophyta; Magnoliopsida; Poales; Poaceae
Exons: 6
Coding region: 171-740 (189 amino acids)
Biological process (GO): mRNA cis splicing, via spliceosome; spliceosomal snRNP assembly; chloride transport
Cellular component (GO): pICln-Sm protein complex; plasma membrane; methylosome
Source: RefSeq, a predicted model, not a curated record
GUCUAUUUGCGGUUCUCGGCGCAAUACAUUUCCCAACACAGCGCCGUACGCACAGCACAGUCACGGUACUCCACCGCUAAAACCUUCGGAAAGAAUCCCCAAAUCUCGCACACCUCGAAGCCUUCGAGGCCCGAAACCCUAGCUCCUCGGCCUCCCCGCCGCUUCCACCCAUGGCUCCAGGACUGCAGCGCUUCACUGACAUUGCGGACGACGGCACGCCCCAGCUCGACGCCGCGUCCGGCGAGGAGCUGGUCCGUGUGGACCGCACCGUGGCUGUCGCCCUUGGCCCCCGCUCGCCGGAGUCCCCGGGGACUCUGUUCGUCACCACCAGGAGGGUGAUUUGGCUCAGCGAAGCGGAGAAGGGCAAGGGCUACGCGGUGGACUUCCUCGCCAUCUCGCUUCACGCUGUGUCGCGCGACCUCGAGGCGUACCCCUCGCCCUGUAUCUACACUCAGAUUGAGGCAGCAGUUGGUACAGAAGAGGAGGCUGGGGAAUCAAAUCCUGAAGCAAAUGAACUAGAGCUAUCUAGAGUAUCUGAAAUGAGGCUCAUACUAGCGGACCCCGGUCAACUGGAUGCACUUUUUGAUGUCUUCUGUCAUUGUGCUGAACUGAAUCCUGACCCUAAUGCUGAGUGCAAUGGGGAGAAUGGCUGGAUCCGUGGUGAAGAUAUGUCUAAUGGUGACUGGAUUCGUGAUGAUGUGGACAUGGUUGAUGCUUCAAAUCAACGACCAACGUUUUGAGGAUGCAGAGGAGGAACAGGAGAGCCAUGAAAAUAAUGGACAUUAGAAACAGAGACAUGUUCCUCGAGAGCAUCAUGUGAUUUAUUUUGUUGUAAAUCACUACCGAUGCAGCUCGGUUUGCCUACUGUUUCAUCUACACUUUCUCUUCCUUUUUCCUUGAUGUUAUAGGAUUAACAUCACUGGGUGACUUUCUGGAAUUGCAUCGAUGGUUCCUUUUGGUGAGAAAAGGUCUUGCUGCUGGUCAAGAAUGUAACUUGUAGAGCAUGAUGUUGAAUCGUGUGAAAUUAGUUCAGUACUUUUGAUCUAACAAAUAGAAGGUCGAAUUGGGAAAGGAGAUAUAUUAUCUUUUCCCUUGUAUAUCAUGGCACCGUUAUGUUACGUCUGCUUAGAAUUAAAUUCAGUUUGGGUGUUGCAGGGA